Corapipo altera (White-ruffed manakin) is the source of this 764-nucleotide messenger RNA. RefSeq names its product BTB/POZ domain-containing protein KCTD9-like. The annotation marks the transcript as partial. The transcript has 6 exons. NCBI's taxonomy places the organism in Eukaryota, Metazoa, Chordata, Aves, Passeriformes, Pipridae. The record is from RefSeq and is a predicted model, not a curated record.
CUGCAAGCAAGCUUUUCCUCUGCCCAGUUACAUCUAAUACAACGUCUGUGGUUGUUCUCCAGCAGGGAGAAGGGUGAUUUCUGCAUUAACAGUUCCCUGGAAAUAACAAACUCUUUGUUUCCAGGUGUCCUGCAGAAAGCCAGGUUUUUUGGUUUUGAUUUGCUAAUCAAACACCUGGAAAUAGCCCUGAAGCUGUUGAACAACAUUCCCAACAGAAUUCCCAGCCAGCUGAGGAUCACUGUCCCACCUCUCAGAAGGAGUUUGUCCGGUUCCUGCUGGCAACACCCCCCAAGUCCGAGCUGCGCUGUCAGUGACUCCUGUCUGUGCCAGGGUGCCAACCUGCCAGGGGUGAAGAUGCUGCGCUCCAACGCAGAGGGAGCGUCCCUGAAAGGCUGCAACUCUGAGGAGCCAUCAGGCCUUGAAGCUAAUCUGGAAGGUGCCAACCUGAAAGGAGUGGCCAUGGAGGGCAGUCAGAUGACAGGAAUGAACCUCCGAGUUGCAAAGUCAGCUGGUAAUUUGGGGGAUUGCUGGCUUUUGGCUGAUCUCUCCAGCUUCAGAGUACAAUGGAGUUCAGGUUGUGACCUCCAGGAAGCCAAUUUGAGGGGCUCUGAUGUGAAAGGAGCCAUCUUUGGAGAGAUGCUGAACCCCCUGCACACGUCCCAGAGCAUCAGAUAGGGAAGAGAAGACGUUGAAGAGGAAGGAAUCCAAACAUUUGUUGUGACUUCCUUCAUCUCCUCCCCUUCCUGAGUUAGAAGGAAUGCUUA